UUAAAGCCCUAUCCCUUUUUUUUUUUCUCGUUGUGUUCAAUUGACUGUCAGAAGAAGGCUGGAUAUAGGGGUCUCCUCUCGCUGUCUUGCGGCUCUCGACGGAACCGAACAAUUGUAAUCUAUUAAUCUAACAGAGUGUGGAGCUUUCCGAAAUUAAGGGGAAUCCUGACAAAGAGUGAAUGGCGUAGUAACAAGUGGAAGAAAGUGAAGCGGAUCAAGGUUAGUGGUUGUUACCGUGUGGUAUCGCUGCAAUGAUGGUCGACUGCAGCCGACAUAGUUUCGGUAGAGAAAGAGCUGGCGAUGUAAAUGUGUAAUGAGUGGGCAUUUCGUAAGCAGAUGAUGGCAGACGUUGAGGCGUCAUACUCUGAGUUUAUAAACUGUGAUCGUACGGGUCGCAGGAACGCAGUGCCAGACAUUAAAGGAGACGGGGUAGUGGCGGGGACCAGUGAACUUACCAAAGACAUGGCUCAGAUGGACCUGAAAGCCACUGAGGGAGAUGCCUCCGGAUCUCCAACCCCUGAAGCGGAGUCAUCUGGAAACCAGGACAAUCCGGGGAACGAAGGACCGUCAUAAACAUCAAGAAUUACCAGAAGGAGAGAAAAGCUGGGGAGUUCUCUCCUUUAUCAUCACUAAUUCUCCUCAUCUUUACUCAUCAGGCAGCAGUGAAGAGCUCCUCUCAUAGACUGCUAUUAAGGCGAACUUCCUCCCAUUGCAUGCUGUUGAGUGCCUAAGAGACAGAUGGAGAAGACACUGCCUUUGCAAACACCACUGCAUGGGAUGGAUCAGUCAAGGACAGGCUUGAACAUUGAUUGACAGUGCUGAGUGAUGGAAAAUUGUUUUUCUAACAGAUCAAACAGAAGCAGAGGUGUUUUGAUAAUUUUUUCAUAAUAUCAAACUUCAGCUAAACUGUUCAUUCUGAAUGUGAGUUACUGGUAAAAUACUCAGAGCUACUAUAUAUUAUAAAGAGUACCAAAUAUGCCUAUUUGUUACAGUCCAUGCGCCGAUGACUUUACUUCAGUUAUUUCUUUUUUAAAUACAAUGACCACUACAGUUGAAGUUGGUCUGAUUAUAGGCAACACGUCCAGAAUUGUUUCUAUACUUCAUUAUAUAAUGUACUGUAAUACAAAUGUAACAUAAUUAACAAUAUUUAUGUAGUAUCUUGAUUUAUUGCUUUCUGCUCCUGGCACUGUUUUGUGGUUUUUGUCAAACUCUCAAAAACACUUGUUGAAACACUGCAUUUAUAUAAAUGUAAGUACCUCAAAAUAAACCGGAAUGACAUUA
Messenger RNA from Myxocyprinus asiaticus (Chinese sucker), 1281 nucleotides. RefSeq names its product cAMP-dependent protein kinase inhibitor gamma-like. The transcript has 3 exons. Gene Ontology annotation, molecular function: cAMP-dependent protein kinase inhibitor activity. Gene Ontology annotation, biological process: negative regulation of cAMP-dependent protein kinase activity. The record is from RefSeq and is a predicted model, not a curated record. Lineage: Eukaryota; Metazoa; Chordata; Actinopteri; Cypriniformes; Catostomidae. Gene Ontology annotation, cellular component: cytoplasm; nucleus. Bases 307 to 573 code for a protein of 88 amino acids.